AUGGCUACUUUAGGUGAAGAUGCGUUUGAUUAUAUUUAUUCACCAUAUAAUCCCUAUUCUUACCAAUACAUAAGCAGCCGGCCAAAAGGUUCCACUUGGAGACAAAGGAAUUACUUGAGCAACUAUGGUGACCCUGGCGAAUAUUUUGACAACUAUCAACGAGCUCAGCUCAAAGCGAUAUUAUCCCAAGUGAACCCAAACCUAACACCAAGAGUGAGAAAAGCAAACACGAAAGAUGUUGGAGUUCAGGUUAAUCCCAGGACCGAUGCGUCUGUGCAAUGUUCAUUAGGUCCCAGGACACUGAUGAUGAUGACUAUGAGGCGGAGGGGAGUAGUCAAGCGCCGGCCUUCACAGAACCAAAUACAGGGGAGUCCGGUUAGCAUGCCCAAAAAUGUUCGGUUCCGGAGGACCAUGGCUAUCUAUUCUCCUGUUAUAUCACCCAAUCUAAAUACCUUCCUGUAUAAAGAAGAGCCGCGGGAUGCCGGCAAACCAGAUUCCAAAGAAGCACAAGAGGAACCUCAGCAGGAAGAUAAGGUAUCUGAAGUGGUGAAAGAGGAGAAAGCUACAAAGGAGGAAACGGCAUCUGAGCAAGUUAAGGAAUUUGAAGAGAGAGGAACUGCAACCGUGGAUGGUCCAAGUGGCACAAUUACCGAACAGCCUGAAGAUACAACGAAAGAUGAGGAAAAGCUAGACACCGGAACCGCGGUCACCAAAACAACCCAAAGCGAGAAACGCUUAAGAUUUCAGUUUCUAGAGCAGAAAUAUGGAUACUUCCAUUGCAAAGACUGUAACGCUCGCUGGGAGAGUGCUUACGUUUGGUGUGUACAAGGCACUAACAAGGUCUACUUUAAGCAGUUUUGCAGGACCUGUGAGAAGGCCUACAACCCUUACCGGGUCGAGGACAUCACCUGUCAAACCUGCAAACAGACAAGAUGUACAUGUCCUAUCAAAAUGCGCCACGUUGACCCAAAGAGGCCACAUCGCCAGGAUCUCUGUGGGAGAUGCAAAGGCAAACGGCUCUCCUGUGACAGCACUUUCAGCUUCAAAUACAUCAUUUGAUUGCUGCUAGGACUUAAGUUAAUGGAAUGCAGGAAUCUACAUUAUUUUUGUGUCUUUGGUUUCUUUAAACUAUCGAACUGAAGGAAAUAAAGUGUAAAAAGCACAUUUCUCUUGCCGUCUCUUGAAAUGUUUGAAAAUCCUAACAAAUUCUUGCAACAGCCCUGGUUUAAAUACAAAAUGGAUAUGUUCU
Molecule: messenger RNA, 1249 nt
Organism: Carcharodon carcharias (great white shark)
Lineage: Eukaryota; Metazoa; Chordata; Chondrichthyes; Lamniformes; Lamnidae
Gene: zar1
Product: zygote arrest 1
Exons: 4
Coding region: 1-1059 (352 amino acids)
Biological process (GO): translation
Cellular component (GO): cytoplasm
Molecular function (GO): mRNA base-pairing post-transcriptional repressor activity
Source: RefSeq, a predicted model, not a curated record